Messenger RNA from Cynoglossus semilaevis (tongue sole), 5070 nucleotides. It is a transcript of the gene top2a, whose product is annotated as DNA topoisomerase II alpha. NCBI's taxonomy places the organism in Eukaryota, Metazoa, Chordata, Actinopteri, Pleuronectiformes, Cynoglossidae. Gene Ontology annotation, biological process: sister chromatid segregation; DNA topological change; resolution of meiotic recombination intermediates. Gene Ontology annotation, cellular component: nucleus. The record is from RefSeq and is a predicted model, not a curated record. Gene Ontology annotation, molecular function: ATP binding; DNA topoisomerase type II (double strand cut, ATP-hydrolyzing) activity; DNA binding. Bases 174 to 4823 code for a protein of 1549 amino acids. The transcript has 35 exons.
GGAGAGACUUCAUUUGAGUUUUCAAAUUUUCAACCCAGAGGCGGUCUUCUUUACUUAUCUUAUCUUUACGGCCAGGCAGCAGUUGUAGUUAGCAGUUAGCCACAAGUAAAUUUGUUGGGGAUUUUAUUAGGUUUUUGCUUCUUAGUAACAAACGGGGCAUAUUUAAGAAAAAAAUGGCGGAGCCACUGAAGCAAGCUUUCUUUGGAAACAAAACGGUUGAAAAGACAAAGAAAGAUCCCAAGAGGCUGUCGGUAGAGCGGAUCUAUCAGAAGAAGACGCAGUUGGAGCACAUUUUACUUCGACCAGACUCCUACAUAGGCUCUGUGGAGACUGUCACCCAACAAAUGUGGGUGUAUGAUGAGGUGCUUGGACUGAACUGCCGUGAUGUGACGUUUGUGCCUGGGCUUUACAAGAUCUUUGAUGAGAUCCUUGUGAAUGCAGCUGACAAUAAACAAAGGGAUAAGAGCAUGACCUGCAUCAAAGUCAACAUUGAUGUUGAAAACAACACCAUCAGUAUUUGGAAUAAUGGAAAAGGUAUCCCUGUGGUGCAGCACAAAGUGGAGAAGGUUUACGUACCUGCUCUCAUCUUUGGGCAACUCCUCACGUCCAGUAACUAUGACGACGAGGAGAAAAAAGUCACCGGUGGACGUAAUGGUUACGGUGCUAAGCUCUGCAACAUCUUUAGCACAAAGUUCACAGUGGAAACCUCCUGCAAGGAGUCAAAGAAGUGCUUCAAGCAGACAUGGUAUGACAACAUGGGCAGAGCUGGGGAACCUCAGGUCAGACCUUUUGAGGGAGAGGAGUACACCUGUGUGACCUUCAGACCAGACCUUCCCAAGUUUAAGAUGAGCAUCCUGGACAAAGACACUGUAGCUUUGAUGACCAGGAGAGCCUACGACGUGGCCGGAUCCACCAAGGGUAUUCGUGUGUUCUUUAAUGGCACAAAGCUUCCAAUCAAUGGUUUCCGUAGUUAUGUGGACAUGUAUUUGAAGGACAAGACAGAUGAGCUCGGUGGUCCCCUGACUGUGAUUCACGAGUCAGUCAAUGACCGCUGGGAGGUCUGUCUCACCAUGAGUGAGAAAGGUUUCCAGCAAGUCAGCUUUGUCAACAGUAUUGCCACGACUAAGGGAGGGAGGCACAUUGAUUACGUGGCUGACCAGGUGGUCGCAAAACUCAUUGAAGUAGUGAAGAAGAAGAACAAAGCUGGCGUGGCAGUGAAGCCUUUCCAGGUGAAGAACCACAUGUGGCUCUUUGUCAACUGUCUGAUUGAGAACCCGACCUUUGACUCUCAGACCAAAGAGAACAUGACUCUGCAGCAGAAGGGCUUUGGGUCCACAUGUUCCCUCAGUGCUCAGUUCAUCAAACAGGCUACAAACUGUGGGAUUGUGGAAAGUAUCAUGAACUGGGUGAAGUUUAAAGCUCAGACACUGCUGAACAAGAAAUGCUCAUCUGUCAAACACACAAAAAUCAAGGGAGUGCCUAAACUGGAUGAUGCUAACGAUGCAGGUGGAAAGAACUCCGUUGGCUGCACACUUAUCCUCACUGAGGGAGACUCGGCCAAGACACUGGCCGUGUCUGGACUGGGUGUUGUGGGAAGAGACCGCUAUGGUGUUUUCCCCCUCAGGGGAAAAAUACUCAACGUUAGGGAGGCCUCACACAAACAGAUCAUGGAGAACGCUGAGAUCAACAACAUCAUCAAGAUCAUUGGUCUCCAGUAUAAGAAGAACUACAGUGACCCUGAUUCCCUUAAGACCCUGCGUUAUGGCAAGAUCAUGAUCAUGACCGAUCAGGAUCAAGAUGGCUCCCACAUUAAAGGCUUGCUGAUCAACUUCAUCCACCACAACUGGCCGUCUCUGCUACGUCACAACUUCCUGGAGGAGUUUAUCACACCGAUCAUCAAGGUGUCUUUUAAGAAAACCCAGCUCUCCUUCUACAGUAUCCCUGAAUUCAAUGUCUGGAAAGAGUCUCAGGCCAACUACAGAUCUUGGAAAAUCAAAUACUACAAAGGUUUGGGAACCAGCACAUCCCAGGAGGCCAAAGAGUACUUCUCUGACAUGCAGAGGCACCGAAUCCCAUUCAAGUACUCUGGACCCCAAGACGAUGAAGCUAUAACUCUUGCCUUUAGUAAGAAGAAGGUGGACGAGCGAAAGGAGUGGCUGAACAACUACAUGAUGGACAGACGCCAGCGUAGAGAGCACAACCUGCCAGAGGACUACCUCUACAGUCAGACCACAAAGUCUCUUUCCUACAAUGAUUUUGUCAACAAGGAGCUUAUCCUGUUUUCAAACUCCGAUAAUGAAAGGUCAAUUCCCUGCCUAGUGGAUGGUCUGAAGCCUGGUCAGAGGAAAGUGUUGUUCUGUUGCAUGAAAAGAAACGACAAGCGUGAGGUGAAGGUGGCGCAGUUGGCUGGUUCAGUUGCUGAGAUGUCGGCCUACCAUCAUGGAGAGGUGUCACUGAUGAUGACCAUCGUGGGUUUGGCCCAGAACUUUGUGGGAAGCAACAACAUGAACCUGCUGCAGCCUCUUGGUCAGUUUGGGACCAGGCUGCACGGUGGUAAAGACUCUGCCAGCCCUCGAUACAUCUUCACCAUGCUCAGCCCUAUUACCCGCCUGGUAUUCCCGGCCUUGGAUGACAACUUGCUCAAGUACAACUAUGACGACAACCAGCGUGUGGAGCCAGAGUGGUACAUUCCCAUCAUCCCCACUGUGCUGGUGAACGGCUCUGAAGGCAUCGGCACCGGUUGGGCCAGCAAAAUCCCCAACCACGACAUCCGAGAGGUCAUCAAUAACGUCAACCGCAUGCUCAACGGGGAGGAGCCCCUGCCAAUGCUUCCAAACUACAAAGGCUUCAAGGGCACAAUUGACCAGGUGUUGGACAACCAGUUCCUAAACAGCGGAGAAUUGGCCAUCAUUGACUCCACCACCAUUGAGAUCUCUGAAUUGCCUGUCAAAAUGUGGACACAGGUCUACAAAGAGAAUGUGCUGGAGCCGAUGUUGAACGGCACAGAUAAGGUUCCAUCUCUGAUCACGGACUACAAGGAGUACCACACAGACACCACCGUCCGCUUCGUGGUAAAGAUGACCGAGGAGAAACUGAGGGAGGCUGAAGCUGCUGGCCUCCAUAAAGUCUUUAAACUCCAAAGUCCACUCACAUGUAACUCUAUGGUCCUGUUUGACCACGUGGGCAGCCUGAAGAAGUACGAGUCUGUUUUGGAUAUUAUGAAGGAAUUCUUUGAGCUGAGAAUGAAGUACUACAUGCUGCGGAAGGACUGGUUGACAGGCAUGCUGUCCGCAGAGAGCCUAAAGCUCAGCAACCAGGCUCGUUUCAUCCUGGAGAAGAUUGAGGGCACGCUGGUCAUCGAGAACAAGCCGAAGAAAGAGCUGAUCAGGAUGCUAGAGCAGAUGGGCUACGACUCUGACCCAGUCAAGGCCUGGAAACAAGCCCAGGAAAAGAAUGAGGAUCUAGCUGAUGAAGAUGAGGAGGGGGCAGAGAUGGAGCACACCAGUGGUCCAGACUACAACUACCUCCUCGGCAUGCCCAUGUGGUACCUAACCAAAGAAAAGAAAGAGGAGCUGUGCAAACAGAGGGACAGCAAGAUAACGGAGCUGGAGAUCCUGAAGAAGAAGAGUCCGUCUGACCUGUGGAGAGAAGACCUGGCUCUUUUCACUGAGGAACUAGAGCGCGUCGAGGCUAAAGAAAAGGAGUUGAUGGUCAUGCCUGCUGUGAAGGGAAAAGGCAAAGCAUUAAAGGUGAAGCGGGAGACUCUGCCUACUCCUCAGGGUCGUCGGGUCAUCCCCCGAGUCACCAGCACCAUGAAAGCCGACGCUAAGAAGAAGGUCAAGAAACCCAAGGAGGAAAAGGUCGUGAUGAAGAUGGAGUUUGAAGAAGACUCUGAGAACGUGGUUCCAGAUGAGGAGCUGGGUCUGGCUGCACGACUGAGCAAGAAGAGUAAAAGUCAGACAAAGGAAAAAGUGGUGGGUAAGCAGACCACACUCCAGUUCAAGCCUGUCACCAUGAAGGUUAAGAAAGAGUCUGAGGACAGGACAUCUGACGACGUGGCGUCUGAGAGCUGCUCCGACAGUGUUAUGGACACAGAGGCGGUGGCUGCCCCCAGGCAAAGAAGGGAGCUAAAAACUAAAGCUACAGUCCAAUACACCAUGUCAGACAGCGAUGAAGAAUUCAAUGACUGGAUGAAGAACGACGCUCAGAAAAAGAAAACUGUCAUCGAUGACGAUGAGGACAAAAGCUUUGUUCUGAAUCCUGCGACAAAGAAGAAAGCCACUGUCAGAAGGCAGGCAGUCAAGUCCAGCAGUCAGUCAGAUGAUCAGGAGUCUGCAGCCAAGGUUCCUGUUAAACCGAAAGCCACCAAAAAAUCCUCUGCUGCGGCCGGAGCCAAAAAAACAGCAGCAACCAAGAAAACGGCAGCAACCAAGAAAACAGCAGCAGAUACAAAGCAGCCUUCCAUCAUGGCGUCUCUCUCCAACUCCAAACCGUCAUCCAAGGUCGAACAGAAGAAGACGUUCUCGUUAAACCUCAGUGACUCCGAGGCUGAAAUUGGAGCUAAGCCAGCCCCUAAGGCUAAAAUCACCGCCAAGCGAAAGCAGGUUGUUAGCGAUGACUCAGACGAUAGCUCUGAUGACCUCAUGUCACGCAUCAAAUCCAAAACAACUGGUGCCAAGAAAACCAAAAAGUGGGAAGAGGAAGACAGCUUAGAGAUCCCAGGAAAAGUGACUCGGGAACCUAUGGUAUCACGGGACAAGCCGUCACGAGCCCGCAAACCCGUCACCUACAACCUGGAUUCAGAUUCUGAUGAGGAUUGUUAAAUUUUGUAGUAACUAAAAUCUUUAGACAUAACAUUUUAAACUUUUGGUGUUGAAGACUUCCAUUUAAAUACUUGAACUCGACAUUGUACACUGUUUUAUUUUAGAGUCACAAAGGAAACAUAAUAUCCUUGUUUAAGAAAAUGACAUUUUAAUGCAUGCAUCGUUUUAAAUUGUUUCGUCUCUUCUUGUCCUGUAAAUAUUUCUAUGGUUCUUUAUUUUAUAUAUCUAAAUAAACUUUUUCUUAUAA